ACCAGGGAUUUAGCUAUUUAAAGUUCAGUCACAGAUUCGUCCACGCUGCCAAUAAGGACGCAUGAGGACGCACAGAAGCUGGCAAGAUAGUCUGCUGAACCACUUUUUAAUGAGGGAAAGACGCGCAUUAAAUGAGAAAGAGUUUUUACAACCUGAAGCUCAACAAGAAGAUCCACCUUCAAGUGCCUGACUUGAAGCCUGCAGGUUAAUUCCGCCAGACGUCUUUGAUAUGGGAGUAAAGAUGCUGCAGUGUUUUCCUUUUUACAGACGCUGUAAAGAGCGCUGCAAGAGCAGGCAGUGCCCCCCAGCAGCAGUCACCAUCGAUGAGAUGAAGCCCCGCCUCUCUUCCACCACAUCCUGGGGCAGCGACAGCGACGGAGCAGGAAGCCUGAAUCACGGCUCCCAAAUCUACUUCUCCACCAAAGCCAGGAUGUCAUUUCGACACCAGCUGGACAGCAACAUCAACGCGGUGGACGCCACCUACUGAGGAGGAGACAAAUGGACUCUAGCAUCAAAGUUUCCUGUUGCCUGUUUAUGCCGGGACCUGGACACCUCAUAGCUGAGCAUCUUAACACCAACAGUAGUUUCAACCUUUCAUCGCUUGCUGCCAUCAAAAACAGCUCUAAAUGAUUGUUUCAAUUCAAUGACGGACGGAGGAAAACUGAUGGAAGAGGACUUGGUUCUUGAUAUGAUGUCUUUGUAGCAGGAGAGAAACAAGAAAGAGACUUGUUUACAGCAUUCACAGCCAAAAAGUGCAUUAUUGGGAGCUUUUUUUAAUUUUCUACUUCUUUUUUGGCUACCUGUGUGAAAAAGCAGAUUUUCCAGUGUGGAAAUGGUAGGUGUUUUCAUAAAGCCUUCAAAGGUAUAAUCAAGCAUAUCUCCAUCUAAUCCUCAUCAUUACCACUUAGAUUGAAUCAUGUCCCUAAACCUGAUGCUGACAUUUCUUCUUGGUUUACGGUCUAAUCCUGCUUUGACAAAACACGCACCACUCACAGUGAAACACUAGAAAACAGAAGAAUUAACCCUAAUUUAAAAGGCGCAUAUGAGUUUACUUGAGAUGAUGUGAUAAACUGAGAGUCAAAAUUUAAGGAUGCUGUCUUUUUUGCCUCCAUUUCAUUCAGCUUUUUAAAAAGUAUGAAUGAAACCCAGCCGCACAGCAAGACUUCUUUUUGUGUAUUUUCUUUAGCUGUGUUUGGCUCAUGCUGACUAAUUCUGAUAUUUGUACAUUUUUAUAAUAAAACAAAAUCCAGAUUUUGUGAUAUCAAAAUACAUUUACUCAUUUUGAUAAAGUGACCCAAACAGCAGCUUUUUAGGAUGAAAAGGGUUCUGUGUUUGCCUGUGAUGAAUUAAUAUGAAUGUAAAUGCUGAUCCUAAAUGACUGUGAAAGCCUGCUGAAAUUGAAACUUCAGUGUUUGUACUUAAAAGCAAAAUUAUUGACCUUUUCAGUUUUACAGUACUUUUAUUCUCUGCUAACAAAAUAACAAAGAUUUAA
Cheilinus undulatus (humphead wrasse) is the source of this 1492-nucleotide messenger RNA. RefSeq lists its product as uncharacterized. The coding region runs from base 230 to 487 and encodes 85 amino acids. Lineage: Eukaryota; Metazoa; Chordata; Actinopteri; Labriformes; Labridae. The record is from RefSeq and is a predicted model, not a curated record. The transcript is spliced from 3 exons.